AUGAGAGUUUUAAUUGUUCUUGCUGCGGUGGCAGAGUUGAGUCUGGCAGCCGUCUACCCUCGACAAACUAUCAGUCCGUCGUUGGUUACCUCAACCUACGCCAGCACCAUCACCAACGCAGUAACACGUACUACCGCUGUUCCUGUCACUUCAACAACGUGCGUGGCAGACACCAAGAUCCCUUCAGGUCUUGUUUGCACAAACGCUGUCUACUCCUUGACUGGCGGUAAUUACUACUCACAACAAUGCUCUGCAUCCUUAGUUGGCGGAGUUAAUAUCCGUGCCUAUGUCGAACCCGUCGGAGCUGGUAAGUCUUUCUCCUUUCGUAUGUUCAAGGAACUUCCACUCAUGUUCUAUAGCUGCCACCAGUAUUUGUGCUUCCUUCUGCAAUGCGCUAAACAACCUUAA
Glarea lozoyensis ATCC 20868 is the source of this 408-nucleotide messenger RNA. RefSeq lists its product as uncharacterized. The coding region runs from base 1 to 408 and encodes 135 amino acids. The transcript is spliced from 2 exons. The record is from RefSeq and is a predicted model, not a curated record. NCBI's taxonomy places the organism in Eukaryota, Fungi, Ascomycota, Leotiomycetes, Helotiales, Helotiaceae.